This is a messenger RNA of Salvelinus fontinalis (brook trout), 942 nucleotides long. Its product is annotated as histidine-rich glycoprotein-like. The transcript has 5 exons. The coding region runs from base 1 to 942 and encodes 313 amino acids. NCBI's taxonomy places the organism in Eukaryota, Metazoa, Chordata, Actinopteri, Salmoniformes, Salmonidae. The record is from RefSeq and is a predicted model, not a curated record.
AUGAGCUACUGCUGCAACCACAACCACAGCUGCCCCCACGACCACCACAGCCGGCAUGACGACUACCACAAUUCUGGUCGCAACAACCACAGCUGUUUCGACUACAAUAACAGCAGCAACCACCACAAUCACAGGAGCUGCCACCACAACAAUUUCUGCUCCAACUACGACCACAGCUGCUGCUAUGACCACCACAGAUGCCUCAACCACAAAUGUAGUCACAACACCCACAGUUUCUCCCACAACAACCACUGGUGUUGCCAUCACAACCACAGCUGCUCAUUCAACAACCACAGCUGCUCCAAUUACAACCUCAACGACAUCCAUGAUGACCAUCAUAGCUCCUGCCAUGACAACGACACCUGCAACUGCUGCAGCAGCCACCACAACCACAGAUGCUGCAACAACAACCACAGGUGCUGCCAUCACAACCACUGCUGCCCCCACGACCACUACAGCUGGCAUCACAACUACCACAGUUUCACAUUCAACAACCACAGCUGCUCCAACUACAACCUCAACUACGUCCAUGAUGACCACCACAGCUCCUGCCAUGACAACGACACCUGCAACUGCCACCACAACUACAGGUGCUCCAACUACAACCACAGCAAUCACAGCUGCUCCAACUACAACCACAGCUUCUGUCACAACAACUAUACCUGCUCCCACGACAACCACAGCAGCUGCCACCACAACCACAGCUGCUCCAUCUACAACCGAAAAUGCCCCCACAACAACCCCAGUUGCUCCAACUGCAACCACAACAGACGCAAACACAACCACAGCUGCUGCCACAACAACGACAGCUGCUCAAACUACAACCACAGCUGCUCCAACAACAACCACAAAUGCCCCCACCACAUCCACAGCUGGCAACACGGCUACCCCAGUUGCUCCCACAACAGACACAGCUGCUUCUACAACAGCCAGAGCUACUAA